Maniola jurtina (meadow brown) is the source of this 1641-nucleotide messenger RNA. RefSeq names its product paired mesoderm homeobox protein 2B-like. Gene Ontology annotation, biological process: regulation of transcription by RNA polymerase II. The record is from RefSeq and is a predicted model, not a curated record. NCBI's taxonomy places the organism in Eukaryota, Metazoa, Arthropoda, Insecta, Lepidoptera, Nymphalidae. Bases 51 to 887 code for a protein of 278 amino acids. The transcript has 4 exons. Gene Ontology annotation, molecular function: DNA-binding transcription factor activity, RNA polymerase II-specific; RNA polymerase II transcription regulatory region sequence-specific DNA binding.
CAGCCGGGUUGUCGGGGCCGAUGUCAGCGAGUGCGUCGGGGUAGCUCAGCAUGGAGUACGGGUACCUGAGCGGGGCCGGCGGCGGCUUCGACGGCGGCUGCCUGGGCUCGGGCGGCGGCGAGCUGUCGUGGGGCGAGCUGGCGUCGUGCGGGCAGAUGUCGCAGGCCGCGUACCGCUACCAGGGCAUGCGCUACCAGCCGCCGCCGCCGCAGUGCGCGCGCCCGCAGGACGCCGCCAUGAGGAACCACCACAUAUUCCCGCCCGCGAUGAAUUUGCAACCUGGUCUUCCAUACAAAGUGUAUGGUGGGCACGAAGGCUCACUAACGGAAAAGCGCAAACAGCGAAGGAUUCGGACAACCUUUACUUCGGCGCAACUCAAAGAGUUAGAAAGAGCAUUCCAAGAGACGCAUUACCCCGACAUCUACACGAGAGAAGAAAUAGCUAUGAAAAUUGAUCUCACUGAAGCUAGAGUACAGGUAUGGUUCCAAAACAGAAGAGCGAAAUUUCGGAAACAGGAACGCUUGGCGCAGCAGAAGGCAGGCGAAGCUCCAAUAAAGGCUGAAGGCAAGCGGGAUAAGCCAGGAUCCCCGGCAACCUCCCCGCACCCCGCGUCUGCGCCGACGCAGCCUUCCCACCAUUCUUUACCACAUUUAUCGCCACCUGACUUAAAACCUAUCACCUCUGCAGCUAACAAGCUAUGCGAAGAGUUGAACGGUGUGGGCGGCGGGCCAGAGCCUCCAGUGAGCGGUGUGGGCGGUAAAUGGACCGGCGGCUGUGGUCUCUUGCGCCAACCUUCAGGCUUUCCCUUGCUCGGUGUCGCGCCGCCCAACUACCUACUAUCAGACCAUCUGGGCACCCUCGCCAAAACGAACAACCAUCUUUUCUAAUGGUCACAACUAUUCUAAAACUUUAAUCGAUUUCCUAAUCAAAUCAAUUACUUACCUGAAACAAGUUUGAAAAAGUUAAUAACUUUAACACUUCAGUGAAAGUGAGUUUAGUCCGCUAAAAUAUAUCGACACUUUUAAGUGAACUCUGUAACUUAGUGAAUAAUAAAAGUGAAACAUUCCAAGUGCCAAACAAUUGUGUCCAUUAAGUAUAGAUGAACUCGCAAUAUUAAAUAUAUCACUAGGCGUUUUUAUUGUAAUGAUCGAGGGUGGACUUUUAAGACUUUAAAGCCUUCAGUACCCUGACGUACUCGCAAGCGGCAGCAAAACGACUAAAGGCAUUGCGUUUGGAGUUCUGUAUCACGUGCGAAUGCAUCGGUAUGCUAUAGGCAUAGAAACAUAAUUAUUAUUAAAAGUUGUAGAUUAUUUUGAAUUACAAAAUUCACCAUCCAUAUGAAUUUUAAUUUACUGUGCCAAAUUAUUAUAUUUUUUUAAGGUUCAGUAUGGAAAUAAACUUUAAUAUCUAGAAAUCACUUCAGAAUAGUGAUGAGUAUGUAUAUAUUGACUUGUAUACGCUAAAUGAUUUAUACAAUAACUGUAACCGUUUAAAUUUUUCUAGUCGUAGAUCAAAAACCAGUAAGACAUUCCUGAUAUUAGCAUGUGACUGCGUUGUGAUAAGAAAUAGUUAAUAGUUAAACAAUAAAAUCUAGUCAAAAUAAAAGUGAAUAGUCAAUUUAAUUUACAUUGAAUUCUGUUA